Molecule: messenger RNA, 765 nt
Organism: Limanda limanda (common dab)
Lineage: Eukaryota; Metazoa; Chordata; Actinopteri; Pleuronectiformes; Pleuronectidae
Product: claudin-20-like
Exons: 1
Coding region: 1-765 (254 amino acids)
Biological process (GO): cell adhesion; bicellular tight junction assembly
Cellular component (GO): plasma membrane; bicellular tight junction
Molecular function (GO): structural molecule activity
Source: RefSeq, a predicted model, not a curated record
AUGCUGUCCGCCGCCAUUCAGAUUCUGGCGUUUGCCCUGGCGCUCCUGGGCGUCCUUGGCGCCACCGUAGCCACUCUGCUACCCAACUGGAAGGUGAGCAUCAACGCCUGGUCCAGCAUCAUGACGCCCGUGUCGCAGAUGCAGGGUCUGUGGAUGGACUGCGUGUGUUACAGCUCCGGCGUCUUCAGCUGCACCGUGAAGAACUCGCUGCUGUCGCUGCCGGCGCACCUGCACGCCAUGCGGGCCGCCAUGGUUCUGUCCUGCAUGGUGGCGUCGUUCGGACUCUGCCUCGCCUCCCUGGGCCUCAAAUGUACCCGCUGGGGGGGCGACCACCGAGCCAAGGGGCACACAGCCGUCGCUGCAGGAGGCUGCUUCGUCCUGGCCAGCCUCCUCUGCCUCGUCCCGGCGUCCUGGUUCACCAACGAGGUCAUCACCGCCUUCCUGACCACGGACCUGCCGGACAGCAGCAAGUACCAGCCGGGGGGGGCGCUGUGCGUGACGUUCAUCUCCGCUGGUUUCCUCCUGGCCGGAGGGGUCAUCUUCUGUUUGUCAUGUCCUGGAAAGAGAACGAGCCGACCGGACUACGCUUCCUCCGACGGCGGCGCCCGACCCGUGCGGCACGAUGACGAGCAGCAGAGACGGCCGGCGCCGAAACAAAGACUCAACAAAACCGUCCAGAUGCAGACGGACGAGGUGAAGCAGGAGAAACCUGAGUCUCCUCCAGAAGACGUCAGGGACAGCUACAGUCUCCAAGAGUAUGUUUAG